Messenger RNA from Plasmodium vivax (malaria parasite P. vivax), 2424 nucleotides. RefSeq lists its product as hypothetical. The record is from RefSeq and is a predicted model, not a curated record. NCBI's taxonomy places the organism in Eukaryota, Apicomplexa, Aconoidasida, Haemosporida, Plasmodiidae. The transcript has a single exon. The coding region runs from base 1 to 2424 and encodes 807 amino acids.
AUGCAUCACAAUGAAGCCGCGCAUCAUCAAGAGGGAGAACAACACAUGCAGGAUGGCAGGAAGGUGGCGAAACACACGGUGAGGAGGAAGUGGAGUGAUAGUCAUAAUGGGUCUAUGCGGGACAUCUAUUCGAAGGAUGGUCAGGCGAAAAAGGAAAGUUGGGGGGAAGAGCAACAUUGUAGGGGAAGCCAAAUGAACAGCCACACACCCCCGAACAGCAACGCGAUUGAUGCAAAGCUAAGCAGCGGAAGGUGCCCGCUUCGCAACUCCUACGUCAACGUACUAUAUUUUAAAAAAUUAAAAUUAAAUAAAAAAUUGUUCGAAAAAAUGAAAAAUAAAAAUAUUGUCAUAUAUUUAAAGUAUAAAGAAACGACAUGCACAAGUAAAAGCAUCAAAAUCAACGACUCAGAAAUAGCCAACUUAUAUUUGAGUUUUCUCAUUACGGAGCCGCUCGCAAAAAAUGAAAAACAAAUUAUAAAAAUUUACAUAAAAUAUUUUAAAGACAAGAAAUAUAAAAUUCUUUCUUUCGGAUUUGUUGAAUUAAAUUUUGAAGAAUUCACAGAAAAGUUUUAUAAAAAAAAAUGCUACAUGUUAUGUUACGAUAAGAACAGCAAUAAGUAUGUAUUUGGCUACUUCGUCUUGUUGUUGGCCAAUCAGAUUAAGUGGACCAUAUGCAACAGGAAAAUUUCUCAUGAGUUUAUUAACAAGUCAUAUUUCGUAUGGGAUAGAAAUAAUUAUGAUCAUCAGAUUUUUUACAUUUGUAAAAAAAUUCAGAGCUUCCUAUUGCAGUCGGUUAGCUCCCGGGGGGGUAGUCAGGGGCACGCCUUUCAAAGCCUCGCCCUGCUCAAGCAUUUCGGGGUCACGCACAGCUGCCCGGGGACGUUCAGGUGGAGAAAGCCGAAGCAGCGGAUAUCCGCUAGGGAGGGCACGUCAAGCAGAGGGGGGGAGGAAGAAGCGGGGAACUUCGAGGGGGGUGAAGCGCAGGGGAAGACAGAAGUUUGUUCGAGUGAACCCCAUGGGAAGAUCGCCAUAUGCGGGUCCUUAACGCGCCUGGAGGAUUCAUCCCCAAGUGAACGGAGCGAUCAAGCGGAACCAAGCUCGCCAGAUAACCAAGACGAUGUCAUCAAAAAGGGGCCCUCAAAAAAGGGUCUAGAAGAGACGGAUGUGAGUGGUGACAGGGUGGAAGAGCCAUACGAGUCCAACGAGCUCAACGAGCUAAACGAGCUAAACGAUCUAAACGAAUUUAACAAGCCCAACAAAUUUAACAAUCCCAACGAGACCAACCCUUUCCCCACCGCAGACGAUAUGCAGAGCGAAAAUUCUGCCACGGAUGAGGCGGAAGCGUGCGCCCCAUAUGCGGCCCAGUACGAUGCCACCCACUGCCUGGAAAGCAUAACCGCAGCAGGCCCCUUCUCUUCAACGGAGGACCUAAAUCAAACGAUGCAAAAGGGGGAUCCUCCAAGUUGCUCUCAAAACAGCCGAGUGGAGGGAACAAACGCAAACGAGGAAAGCAAUGUAGAGGUGCAUAGUGACGCGUAUAAACAGUCAGAGUUGCGCGAAACGAGCAGGUUUUACUCUCACGAUGAGACGCAGAAGGAAGAAAAGGACGAGACGCAGAAGGCGGAAAAGGAUGAGCCGCGGAUGGCAGAAACGGACGAGCCGCCUUGGGAAAACCCUUUUGAUUUAAUUCUACGCGAAAAGGUGGAAAACAUUUUAAACAACGAUGUAGACCAUUUCGUAGAGGAAGUCCAAUUUAUUCUCACACACCUAAAAAAAAGGAUCAUAAAAAAAAAUGAAUUUUUUUGCAGGGAGCUAAAAAAUGGGUACCCAGACGUUGAAGUGGUAACGAAAGAUCACGUCGCAGAAAAGGGGGACACGAAAAACGAAGAGGAUGAGGAUGAAGAUAUAGAAAAAAAAAAAAUCCCCAUUGCGCAUCUCACAAAUGGUGAAAAACAAAGCGAACAGAACUGUAACGUACAAAAGGACAUACUUACCAUUUUGCAAAAUUGUGUAAACACCACUUCGCUUUAUAUCAAAUCCGUUUUGAAGGACAAACAUGUGAGCAAACAGGAGAAGGGCAUUUUUGUCGUGUACGAUGAUAUCGUAGAUAAUAUAAAAAAGGCACUAUCCCAGUUUUUGCAAGAUGGCACAUCACAUGAGCAAAAUUUAAACAUUUCGCGAAUGAAGUCGAUAAGUUUGGGGGAAAAAAAAAAAGAAAAAAAAAUUACAAAGAAGAAAAGCCAAUCUGACUCCCCCCAAAUGUGUACCCUUCGUAAGGAGAGCCAUGUAUCUUCCGAAAUGAGCAUUGGCGAGGGUUCGCGCGACCAACAUAAGAGCUACAUCGGCAGACACGUGUCGACGGCCUUGCGACACUACAAGGAUAAGUGGAAGCGCAAGUUGUCCGGAGCUCGCAGUUACGUUUGA